This is a messenger RNA of Solea senegalensis (Senegalese sole), 1708 nucleotides long. RefSeq names its product proline-serine-threonine phosphatase-interacting protein 1-like. Bases 185 to 1423 code for a protein of 412 amino acids. Gene Ontology annotation, molecular function: actin filament binding. The transcript has 15 exons. Gene Ontology annotation, biological process: actin filament polymerization. The record is from RefSeq and is a predicted model, not a curated record. Gene Ontology annotation, cellular component: actin filament; plasma membrane; cytoplasm. NCBI's taxonomy places the organism in Eukaryota, Metazoa, Chordata, Actinopteri, Pleuronectiformes, Soleidae.
UAAAAUGACUAACUGUCAUUUGGGCAGCUCACGCUUUAAAACACAGCUCACUCGGCUAGAGUCACCUGACCUGAGACAACUUCAUUGAAGCUAAUGGUCAGCAUUUAGUUUUACAUUUAAAUUCUACAAGGGAAGUUCAUUGAGAGCAAACAACUGUGCUCCUUUCAAGGAAGUAACAGCUAAAAUGGAAGUGCUGCUGUUUAAAGACGCUUUCUGGGGGUCGGAUUUCACUUGUCAUGCUGGAUAUGACGCUGUGAUCCAAAGGUUACGAGACGGAAGGCAAAUGUGCAAAGACAUGGAGGAGCUUCUAAAGAUGAGGGCACUAGCAGAGGAAAAGUAUGGGAAGGAGCUGGUGACAAUCGCUCGCAAAGCUGGAGGACAAGCAGAGAUCAACACUUUGAGAACGUCCUUCGACCAUUUGAAAAGACAAAUCGAGACCAUUGGGAACUUUCACAUCCAACUUUCUGAUAUACUGAAAGAGGAGGUGAAAAAGAUUGAGACAUUCAGAGAACGUCAGAGAGAGCAGAGGAGGAAGUUUGAAAGCAUCAUGGAGAAGGUUCAGAAGAAAAAGAUUACGUCAUUCAAGAAGGCCAUGGAGUCAAAGAGGAACUAUGAGCUGAGAUGCAAGGAGGCAGAUGAAGCUGAACAGGUUGCUGAAAAGACCACUAUAGCAAGCAAAAACUCUGAAAAGAUACGUCACAGGGCCAAGCAUUGCAGACAGACAGCCAAAGAAGCAGAAAAGCUGUACUCCAACAACAUCGCUCAGCUCGAAAAUGUUCGCCAGGACUGGGCAGAGACGCAUCAAAGCACAUGUGAGGUGCUCCAGCAAAUGGAGGGAGAUCGCAUUAGCAUGUUAAGAAGUGCUCUCUGGGACCACUGCAAUCAUUUCUCCCAGCAGUGCGUCAAUGAUGACGAGUUUUACGAGGAAGUGAGGAAACAUCUGGAACAAUGUGACAUCACUGCAGACAACAACUAUUUCAUAGAGACAAAAAGCACAGGAUCUAAGCCUCCAGAUCCCAUUGUGUUUGAGAGCUACUACUCAGCUGAAAGGUCCACACAGAGCAAUGGCCAAGCUCUUAUCGCAAGAGGAGUAGAAGACGUAACGAGGAGGCCUGUGGACAUCAGCAUCGAGAGUCCACCAAACUCACGAUUAUCACAGAUGUCUUCUGGUGAAUUUGAGAUUACAGAUGGAGGAUAUGCACCACUAACAGGCCACGAGCGAGACACAUCGCUGGCUACAUUCACAGCUGAUGAAGAAAGUUACGCGGUGAUUUAUGGAUAUACUGCACAGGAUGCGGAUGAACUGACUGUGAGCAGAGGGGAAGUGGUCCAAGUAUUGGAGCAAGGGGAAGAUGGUUGGUGGCUUGUGGACAGGAACGGGCUGACUGGAGUGGUGCCAGGAAACUACCUGGGGAAAAUCUAAAAAAAAGAACACACACACACUCACAUUCACAAAUGACAAUGAACACAUAGCCACACACUUGAAAACACAUGUACAUGCAUGUUCCCAGUUAAUCCACAUACUUAUUUGCCAAGCUUCCUUUUUAAGUGCUUUCUACAAACUGAGCUGAUUUUCUCAACCCGUCCUGAAAACAGUGCGUAAUUUUAACACUGUCUUGUUUGAAUAUUUAGUGCGCUAUUCUGUAUUUAUAGAGGAGUCAUUCAGUUUGGUUGCAGCUAUAUUACAUAUUUAACCCUGCUGCCUCAA